Messenger RNA from Electrophorus electricus (electric eel), 1840 nucleotides. NCBI's taxonomy places the organism in Eukaryota, Metazoa, Chordata, Actinopteri, Gymnotiformes, Gymnotidae. The record is from RefSeq and is a predicted model, not a curated record.
GCCCAUAGCCUGUGUGACAUGAACACGCCCAGCAGCAGCUGCCGUGACAGCUGAUGGUGCUGAUGUCAUUCCUGGACGCCUUGUCCCAUCACCAGACUGAGAAGUUUACAGGCUUUCAGUUUUUUUAAGGAUGGCGCUUGUUAAAAGCGGGUGUCUUCACAGACAGAGCACCAUCUUGCGUCGCUGGAAGAAAAAUUGGUUUGAACUCUGGUCAGAUGGCCGUCUCAUUUUCUAUGACGACCAGUACCGGCGUAACGUGGAGGGUGAGAUCCACAUGAAAGUGGACUGUAUCAACAUUCGCAGUGCCACCGCUUGCAGAGAGCUGACCCCUCCUGAAGGGAAAGGUAGACAUUCCCUUUUUCAGAUCGUGUGCCGCUGUGGACGAGUCAUCAGCCUGUGUGCACAGAGUGCUGCUGAUGCACUUGCGUGGACCAUGGCCCUGCAGGAUGCCAGAGUCAACACUGUGGUGGCAGCACGUCAUUUUGGGUUUACUCAGGAAGUUAUUGCCUCCGCCCCCCCUUCUUACUGGGACUUGAACCCAAAUCGUCAGGUCUUAUUUGUGAGCAGGUGUACUACCCAGACCAGUACGGCGGCUACGUGCCUCAUCCCUCUCCCUACUACCAUCAAGGAGUUUACCAUCCACAUGAAGUCAGUCACAGCAUCACUGAAGAGCAUCGCCGUGACGAUGCAGCCGAUUUGGGUCUUGGGGUGCUAGCUGGUGCAGCAACAGGAUUGGCUAUUGGUUCCCUGUUCUCUGUCUUUUAAUGUGCCUGUAGAAGUUUGAUCCAGUGUUUCCUCUACCUGCAGUUCAGACAGGUGUUCUGUUACUGCUUUAGUGUUGCUGCAACCGCUGCGCACCUUAAUACAUUUAGUUGUGGUGUUUGUGAUGUCUGGCGGUUAAUUCCUCUAGGUACCAAAGCAUAAUGGUAGCAGUUACAAUUGGAGGGCUGUAGAACUGAGUUUUGAAUUUGCAUUGCUAGGUGUGACAUGACUAAAGAGUUGUAAAUGAAAUAUCGUGCAAAGGCAUCACGGUGGCUGUCUACAAAAGCUGCGUCACCUGUUUGGAUACCCUUUUUAGGGUGGGGUGGGGUUUUUGUUUUGUUUUUUUUAAUUAAAUGACGCAUGGAUAUGGAGCCUUCUAGCUGCCAGAGACCUUGCUCUCCUUCUGGCUCUUGCGUUUCAUGUGGGACCUUUCCUGAAAGCAUUUACAUACGCUCCUAAAGUGCUUAUUUUAUAGGAUGUUCAUUAUGAAUUUUUUGUUGCAUUUUGUGGGGGUGUUAAUGGUUAAUGUCCUCUCUGGUGUGACAAUAUUAACACUAGUUUGUCCAUUUCAGUUAAUGUUCCCCCCUUUUGUUAUGGGAAGAAAAAGUAAGGGGUGUUUUCAGUGAUGUAGCUCAGUUUGACUUACUAUUGUCAUAAGUGGAUUAAUUUUCUUUACUCUUGAGUAAAUAUUUUUCUUGUAAUGAAAAGGGCAGUGUGUUCAUGGCAUUGGAUCAACUGCCAUUGUGUCACACAUUUACAGGUGGUAUGAUUUGAUUAACUAAUGUCAAGUUUACAGGUUGAGCAGUGUGGUGGUGGUGUUCUGCAAAGUAGAAAGAGCACUUUUUCAUUUGACACAAUGUUUCAUGACAUCCUGACUUUUGCUGGGACAUGUAUCCUGGCCUGUAACUUCUGGACCUGUUUAUUACCAAACAAAUUAACAAAAAAACAAUUACCAUUGUUUUUCACUUAAUGUUAUUUUUCCCUUAGUCUACAAUUGCACUCUUGUUGCUAAAAUAUUUUGCACUUGAACUUUGAAAUUUUACUAGCAUGAUUACUCAAUAAAGUAAUUUAUCCUGAA